AUGAAUUUGAAUCAAGUGAAGGAUUCCCUCGAAAAAUCUGAAGAAAAUGAUUCAGUUGAGGGUCAACAAUCGAACACUAUUAAUUCUUUACCUCACAGAUUCUUCGAGCCCUUUAUCAUGCAAGGCAUCAAAUUGGAUAUUCUUGAACCUGGUCGAAUUCUUUGCUCCUUCACUGUCCCUCCUCGUCUUGUGGAUAGUAAAGCUGGGAAUUCAAUGCAUCAUGGAGCUAUAGCAACACUUGUGGAUUGGGUGGGUGCCUCUGUGGUUUACACUGUAGGAGCUUCAGCAAGUGGUGUUUCUGUGGAAAUCAAUACUUCUUUUUAUGAUCCUACCUACCUCGGUGAGGAGAUUGACAUUGAUGCUACCGCAUUACUUGUUGGAAAAGUAAUUGGCAUUGUUAAUGUCGAAUUGAGGAACAAAAAAACUGGAAAGUUAAUAGCGCGAGGACGACACACAAUGUACAUGGCUGUCCCCAGUAAGCUGUGA
Messenger RNA from Oldenlandia corymbosa var. corymbosa, 486 nucleotides. NCBI's taxonomy places the organism in Eukaryota, Viridiplantae, Streptophyta, Magnoliopsida, Gentianales, Rubiaceae. The record is from the annotation of a GenBank genome assembly.